AAGAAUUGUUGUUGUUGCUGUUGUUGGUGUUUUUGUUAUUGUUGUUGUGUUGUUGCUGUUGCUGCUGUUACUGUUGAGUCAAAUAUUUCGUUUCAACAUUAAACUCAGAUACUUUUAAAUCGAAGAAAAAGAAAAAGAAGAUUCAUCAUCUUUGUUUCCGACGGUAUAGUGCGUGUUUUAUUUAUAAGUCCCCGUUCAAUUAGUCCCGUCCUUGAAAGACAUUAGAGUCGAUGAGCGGACCGGUCAACUCGGUCCGUUGUUCCACGCGAAAAACGUCCAAUAUUUUUCACCCUCGUACACAUGAUCGAUAAAAAAAAAAAAGGUUUCUCUCUCUAACUACCUGAUUCGAAAAUAUAAGAAAGCUUUUUUUUCCCACGAGACACGACGUCACGGUUCGUCGAUCAAAUUAACCUAACGUUCGUUUCUACAAGAACCCGAUGAUCAACGUCGUAGAAUAAGGGAUAGGGGAAGAAACAAGAAAAAGGUAUGAGACACGAAUGAAAUUCUGAAACAGGAAAUUAGAAAAUCAUUAAAGAAAGAAAGAGAAGAACAAAGAGAGAGAGAGAGAGAGAGAGGGAGGGGGAAAGGAACUAACCCAAAAAUUCAUACAUCGAAAUGAUGAACAUGGGUGUAACUGUAUACGAUAACAGGGUUCCAAUAAAUGCAAAUGAUCCAGAACAAUUGAUGCUUCUUAGAACCCUGCAAGAUAACGAGAGCAAUAUAUUAGGAAAUCAGCCUCAUUUAAUAGCUCCAAAAAUUAAUAAUAAUAGUAGUAAUAAUAAUUAUAACAAUACUUAUAAUAAUAAUAAUAUCUAUAACAAUAGUACAAGUGGUGGUAUGCCAGCGGUUAACGUUUUACCUUCUUACGAUUCAACAAGGUUGACAAAACAUGGGAAGUAUGGUCAACCACCACCGGUUGCCGUAGCUAGGAGAAAUGCUAGAGAAAGAAAUCGAGUUAAACAAGUUAACAAUGGUUUUGCACUCCUAAGACAACACAUACCGAAUCAUAUAACUGCGUCAUACGGUGAUAAGAGUAAAAAAUUGUCAAAAGUUGAGACACUUAGAAUGGCUAUCGAAUACAUCAGAAGUCUUCAAAGAUUACUCUCUGAAGCGGAUUCUAUUGAAUACGAUUCAAACUCUGCUUCGGGAUCACAAUAUGUUCCUUCACCAUGUAGCAGCAUUGUAUCGUCCCAUCAUAAUUAUUCUGGUGAAAAAUUAACAUUAGAGGACGACGUACUUAUCAGUGGAGAUGUCGAUGAAUACGAACUUGACGAUGAUGAGGAAAAUUGUCAAAAUCAAAUGAAUUUACUUAAAAUAUCACCUAAUCGAACAGGCAUAUCAUCCCCUCACGAUUAUCGUGUAUCUUCAAUGAAAGAAGAAAAAGACGAUGAAAAUGUAGAACCACGUGGUUUAUCGUCAAAUAACGUUGGACAAAAUGUGUCCCGAUUAUCCCCUAAUUCCGUGGCAUCACCGCCAUCAGAAUAUUAUGGACAAAACGAAGAAAACAUGGAACCUAGAAUACUGUCCCCUUAUAGCGGUGCUGGUGACAGUGAAGAAGGUGCUACGUCCGUUUACGCGGCUAGUCCUGAAACCUUUUCAGAAGCCCUUUAUUGCAAACAAGAAGUAGCUGAAACUCGCGAAUUUAUGGACGUUUUCAGUUGGUGGGAACAGGAACAGGGCAGACUGGUGCAUCAUACUAAACAACACGCUCAAAGGUUGGCACACGUGUAACUUAAAAUUACUUUAAUGACUAUUAGCAAGAAGAAUAAUCGAGCAUUGCAGCAAGUUUAAGUGUCUAAUGAUCUCACGAAACUGAAAAAAGAAAAAACAAGAAAAAUCGUCGUAUGAUAAAAACUUUGACGAAUUAUUUAUAAGUACUUAUCGCACAAAAAAAAAAGUAUUUUCUUUCUCGACCACUGCCAAAAAACAGUCUUUACUAGAAGAUUUUUUUUCCUCCUAUUUUUGUUCUUCGAAGAUAUGAUAUUUUUAGAGAAAUACAUUGUCAAUAGUAUUACUUCCUAAUAUAAAUAAGAAAAAAAAGAAAGAAAAAAUUAUAACAAAUGGAUAAUGACAAUCGUUCAAAUGAU
This is a messenger RNA of Polistes dominula (European paper wasp), 2087 nucleotides long. RefSeq lists its product as uncharacterized. Gene Ontology annotation, biological process: positive regulation of transcription by RNA polymerase II. Gene Ontology annotation, cellular component: RNA polymerase II transcription regulator complex. The record is from RefSeq and is a predicted model, not a curated record. Gene Ontology annotation, molecular function: RNA polymerase II transcription regulatory region sequence-specific DNA binding; protein dimerization activity; DNA-binding transcription factor activity, RNA polymerase II-specific. NCBI's taxonomy places the organism in Eukaryota, Metazoa, Arthropoda, Insecta, Hymenoptera, Vespidae.